This is a messenger RNA of Diachasma alloeum, 4973 nucleotides long. It is a transcript of the gene Gbs-76A, whose product is annotated as glycogen-binding subunit 76A. Lineage: Eukaryota; Metazoa; Arthropoda; Insecta; Hymenoptera; Braconidae. The coding region runs from base 338 to 2497 and encodes 719 amino acids. The record is from RefSeq and is a predicted model, not a curated record. Gene Ontology annotation, molecular function: glycogen binding; protein phosphatase 1 binding. Gene Ontology annotation, biological process: regulation of glycogen biosynthetic process. Gene Ontology annotation, cellular component: protein phosphatase type 1 complex. The transcript is spliced from 2 exons.
GUCUUACGUACGACGAAACGACCAUUCGACGGCGACACCACUCGUUUUUUAUUAGUCGUUGUGAUCGGGGUUUGACAAUUUCGUGGGUUUCACGUGUUGUUUCAGUGCCGGCUAAUUAAUCCAAUUAAAUUUCAUAAUUAGUGCCCAUUAAAAUUACAUUGACAUUACGGAGGAAAGAGUGCAUUUUCAAAGUGUCACCGCAUCGAAGGUGCAACUGCGAAGGAGAAUUUUCAAAUUUGAAAAUUUUCGAGCUCUCGACCUGCGUUAAAACUGAAAUCAUCCCCAGGUGAUUCUGCCGCUGGACGAGGCCGCAGUCUCGUCUUCCCUGCUCGGUGUCAUGUCCAGCACAGAGCCAGCGAAUAACGACCACUGUCCAGCCUCCGCAGCCUCCACAUGCGGCCUCGUGGGGACCCUCUUCCCCACGAGCUGUCGAGGCCGAGCCGAAGCCUUUGCGCGUCGUCUUCACCGUCGACUGACAUCCCUCAGCGGAACUGACAAAGAUCUCUCUCCCACCUCAGCCAAGCCCAACGAGACCUCCUGGUUACAAACAAAUCACCACAACAACACCGACCCCACCUCCCGCGUCCACGAGCGUCAGCCCCGUCACAGCCCCGAGUCCGACCUCUACUACGACUUUGACUUCUCCCCUGAACACGAGACCGAGAAUUCUCAGGACCCGGGUUCUCCCGAGGAAGUCGUCACAGCAGCUGAAUUCGCCAAUCUCCUCGUCAACACCUCGAAGAUCCUCAAAUCAAGUCACGAGCCAUGUAACUGCAUCAAAAAACACCUUGACGACAUAAACCAGGGCAAAGAGUUGGAAUACGUUUUCUCCUCGCCUCUGGACGGCAACACUCCCUCAGACAGCGAAGUUUUCUACGACCCCGAGUCCUCAGAGGCCGACAAGACCAGAACCGACGACUUCUUUGACCCCAUCAAUACCUCCGAGAGUGACGCACCGAUGAAACUGUCAAACGGAGAUGUCCCGAACGUCCACAAGCCACCAGGUCGUCGAAGACUGGAGAUGAAUGGCCGAAAGGACGAAGACACUUCCGAGGAGUCGAGUUUAUCCCUCAAUGGAAGGGUCAAACAAGCCGACGUACGAAUCCAGCCGAUAGUAAUCAACAACAGUUCUGAUGAAUCCUUGAAUGACGUCGCAAGUUCUCUGGAGACAACAUCUCCAAGUCACGAGUCGUUGUGGAGUACUUUUGAUGAGUCUACGGUAUCUCUUCAGGAUGAUAUUUCUUCUGUGACAGCUGCCCCCACCAGAACGAGAUUUCUCAAGUCUCAUUCGGACUCGGAGUUGAUUCCAGGGGUGAUCAAGAUGGCAGCUAUUGAUUUGGAGUCUAUUGCGCCUGAUGAAGUCGAUCAUGUGGGAAAACCGAUUGAUGAUCUGGGGACGGACUGGAGGCAUGAACAGGCUGGGGAUUAUUGUAAUGGAGAUGUUCUUGAGAAAGACCCAUCGAGUCUUAAUGAAGACAGUUCUGGGGUACUUGAAGACCACUCGACGUACAGCUCGACUUUUAAUAUCCCUGGGGCUCUCGAGGUCGAGUGUCCGAUUGCGAAAACAUCUCCAGUGGAUGAAACUCUUACGAACGAGGUCAACAUGCGAGUUGGAGAGACUGAGGAGGUUAAUUCUGUGGAGGACAUGUCCAAGUUGUUGAAGAAGUUGUCUUGUUCUCCUCGAGGUAGCUUCGAGACUGAUGGAAAGGAUCUUGAAGGGAAUUCGGAGGCUUGCGAGGGGAAUGAGGAUGAUGAGAGGCCUCAGAGGGUCAGAAGGUGUUCUUCGUUGAAGACCGGGAAGACCCCACCGGGGACGCCAGGGCGGAAGAAGAUCGUGAGGUUUGCUGAUGUAUUGGGGCUGGAUCUUGCUGAUGUCAGGACCUUCUUGGAUGAGAUUCCCAAGGUGCCGAAUUCGGCGUAUUCUGAUCUGAUUUAUGAUGAUGUCUUUCAGAAGGAUUCGAGUCCCAGUUUGUAUGGCUCCAGUCCAACGAAUGGGGGCAUUGGGGGAGUUUCUGGGGGACUCAGGCCUGACAGGCUACUGGUGCCCAUGUUCCAGCAGCCUGGGGGGCUGCCUAACUUCCUGGAUCUCGUGAGGGACCGCCAGGUGUGCCUCGAAAAUGUUGUCGUACAGGAUCCCAUCACUUUGUGUCUCAGGGGCUGUGUCAGGGUGAGGAAUUUGGAUUUUCAUAAGUCCGUUCAUGUCAGGUACACUAUGGACUCAUGGAGAACAUUCAGCGAUCUUCAGGCACUAUAUGUCAAUGGGUCUUGCGAUGGAUUCAGUGAUAAAUUCACUUUUGUGCUGUAUUGCCAUACUUUGAGGGUGGGACAGAGGCUGGAGAUGGCCGUUAGGUUUCAAUGCAAGGGGACUCAGUAUUGGGAUAAUAAUGCUGGGAUUAAUUACUGCUUCCAGUGUCUUCCGAUGACAACGAACCCUCAUUAUCUGCCUAUUGGCAUGGGGACUGGGGGGAGUCAUGACUGGACUCCGACGUUUUAUUGAAAUUCAGGGGUGGAAGUGGGGGAAACGAGGCAAUUUUUUUGUUUUGGUUGAUAUUCAAUCAUCUUGAUGAUGAGGGAUUCUGGGAGAAAUAUAUAAUACCAGUUUUUGUUGGAAAUUUCGUGGCCUACAAAGAGAGUCUUCUGAUGUCGAAAAAAAUUGAAAUUUUUUAAAUUGGAAUUUUAAAAAUUGGCUGUUUUUUUCUCGUUGAAUAACUUUGAAAUCUUCUCGAUUUUUGUUGGAUUUUGAAUAAGAUUUGAAGAGAUAUUCUCUGUAAAAGAUUCAAUUCUCUGUGAAGGAGAGCUUCUGAUGUUUUCUCGAAAAAUGACGCAUUUUGGAGAUAAUUAUGAGAUGAAGGAGAUUUCAAUUUGACAUGAAAUCUGCUCUAGUUGAUUAAUUGUUAAAUUAUCUCUGUAAUGAUCAAUUCUGAGAGAAGAUUUGAAGGACCCUUUUUUGUAGAAAAUGUAAUUCUCUAAAGAAUAUGUAUUUUGAUAUUUUUCGCUCUAAAAUGCAUCAUUGUGAAGAUAAUAAUGAGAUAAUAACUGACAAAACAGAUUUUGUAUUCAAUUCGAAAUCUUCUCUCCUUAAUCAGUUAUUAUCAAUUUUAGAACAAAAUUUUAGAAAAUCUUUCCUGCAGAAAUUCAGUAUUGUACAGGAUAGAUUAUAAUAUUUUUGUCAAAAAAUCGUCCAUUAUCGAGAUCAUAGCUUGAUCAACAGUGUGAAUUUUAAAUUUGAAAUCUAUCGAUAAUUAAUCAUAAAAUGAUCUGAGUAAUUAUCGAUUUUAGAGGAAAAGUUUUGGGAAAUCUUAUUGAAAAUUGAAUUUAAUACAGAAUAGGUCUCUUGAUAUUUUUUCCCUGGAAUGCCUCAUUAUCAAGAUGAUUGAAAUGAACGAAAUAGAUUUUGGAUUCGAUUCGAAAUCUUUUUUUUUUGAUAAUUAUCAAUUUUAGGCGAAAAUUGAAAAAUACUUUUUUGUGGAAAUAUAAUUCUCUAGAGAAUAGGUUUCUUGAUAUUUUUUUCAAAAAUCCCUCGUUAUCCCCCGUUAUCGAGAUCAUUGCCUGAUUAACUAACUGUCAUUUGUCAUUAGGUAUUUGUCGAUUUUAGAGGAAAACAUCGGGAGAUUGUAUUUGUAGAAAAUUAAUUUCCCUACAAAAAAGGUCUGAUAAAGCAUUCGAUCCCCAGAUAAAUGCACAAUUAUAAAAAAAAUCGAAUUUCAAGGGAAACUAUUCCCCACUUCAAUCCUGGAUUAAUCAAUUGUACAUAAAAAUCAUCUUUUUCUUUAUCCUUAUUGAUAAACAAUCGUGCUCGAUGUAAUUAUACGAAUCCAAGGUUGCUAUUAGCAGUGUAUUAAGUAUAAAUUUUAGAUUUUUUAGCCGUUUUUUUAGCUCUCACUGAUUCGAGUUGGGUCUGAAUGCAAAACAAAACAGCAAUGUUCCUACGGAGAAAGUUACAUCGAGAGAUAUAUUAUUUGUUGAAUUGCUCUCUCCAAAAACGUGUCAAACAAUUCGUGAUAUUUUUAUAUGCAUGACAUUCAUCUAGAAUCCUCUAGUCGGCCUGAAGGAUAAUAAAUACCUGUAGUAACUCCGUGUUUCAACUCGACUCGAGUCAGCCCAUUAAUUAGAUUUUUUUAAAAAUAUCAUUUUAAUCAAGGCGUUAAUUAACGAUAGGCUGUGAGAGACUUGGGUGUAAGACUGGAUGAACACUGAGAAAAUGAAUGGUAAUGGUAGUAAUUAUACAACAUUUCUUUUUUAGUUUGGAUCGACUUAUUUUUGUUUUAACAAUUUACUAUCAUGUACUGUUAUCCUUUGAUAAUGCUCACUCUUCCUGAGAAAUACUUGUUCGUUGGUGUCCUCAAUCAAUUUGCAAUAAAAUUCUGUACAAACCAAGCAGAAUUUGUACCUGAGACUGUCGAAGAUGUUGAAAUUAUCAAUGCCAGGUCUUUAUAUUUUUCUACAGUAAGAAAAUUCUAAAUAAAAAUGCUCCAAUUAAUUGAAGGCCUCAAGUACCAUCCGUCUGUCCAGGAAGAUCUAUCAAUCGACUGAACUACGAAUAAAAAUUAUCUUCGAGCACAAAUAAUGGAGAAAGGAAGAAUAGUAAAAUAAUUAAUAAAACAAAUCAUGUAUGUAAAUGCGUUGUUUACUUUGUACAGAAAAUUGAACGAUUAUAUUGACGAAAUAUUUUACACAGAAUGAACGCUUGUAAGUUCCUCUCAUCUCUCGAAUGAUAACAAAUGAAAUUAUGUAAAUACAAUCGAGGGACCUGGAGUCGUUUAAUGAACGUUAAAUAAUGUAUUGUUAUUGGUCCCAUAUGAAAAUGCCUAAGUGAGGGAAAUUAAAUGAUUAAUUAUUAUCUUAAAUGAAGGAGGGAAUGGGAUUAGAGAGACCUGAGAGUCUAACGUAUCAUUAUUCAUAUACAAUAAAAUUAUUAUCUGUAAAAGUUGUUCUACAUGUUGUAUUAAGACAAUAAAUUUAAUGAAAUUAAA